This is a messenger RNA of Photinus pyralis (common eastern firefly), 2584 nucleotides long. It is a transcript of the gene dan, whose product is annotated as protein distal antenna. Bases 734 to 2026 code for a protein of 430 amino acids. The transcript has a single exon. The record is from RefSeq and is a predicted model, not a curated record. NCBI's taxonomy places the organism in Eukaryota, Metazoa, Arthropoda, Insecta, Coleoptera, Lampyridae. Gene Ontology annotation, molecular function: DNA binding.
GGUUCGUCAAGUCGCGCGAUGAUUGAUGAAAGUACGCUUGGUCGAUUGUAACGGAUGGCUGGUGGGGAGGGGGUGAGUUUUCAAUUUUAAAACACUUCAGCUGGUUAUCAGCUGUUGUUCCACGUGAGGUCUGGCGUUUCGCGAAUUAGAAAAUUUAGCUGCGUAAAUGCGUCUUCGCGCAAGUGUGUGUGCUACCCGGCACUACCGGGGAUGGGAGGGUGUCACGUCAAGCCAUCACGCGGGACCCGCGAACCUCCCUGCCUACCCUGCUUGCUUGUGCUCAGUUCGCGUUCGUCCGUCGCACGUAUUGAUCGACUGGACAAAGGAACUGACCACCAGUUCACUUUCACAAGAAGCACUCGCCAACGCCGUUCGAUUGUUAAUUAAUAUUCGCAAUAUUUAAAAGUAUUAAAUUCGCAAGCGGGUAAAAUGCAGCGCGCGCCUGCGUAAAAAACACACUGCGGCUCUACUCAACGUGUUGCAUUCGUCAAAAGUUGCGGAAGUUUUGUUUGUUUGUUUGAAGUUUUGAGUGUACUCCAAGUUUUUUCGAACUGCGCACUGACAGCCGUUUUCAUUGGUUGAACGUUGUAUUGCAUAUAAACAGUAGCACGUGGUUAAUUUAAUUGAGUGCAGUUUACGUGAACGUUACGCGCGUUUAUCUUCAAACUUUUUUUUCAUUUAUUCACGAAGUUGUCCCACGAAUAUUUAUGCAACUCGAAAUCGAGAAAUAAGAAUGUCGUCGAAAGCAGGAAAACGUCCUUUGCGAUCCUUGACCGCUCAUGAGAAAUUGGAAGCAAUUCGGCGAGUUCACGAUGGAGAGAGCAAAGCGUCCGUCGCCCGCGAUAUUGGCGUUCCGGAAUCGACCCUUAGGGGAUGGUGUAAAAACGAAGACAAAAUUUCCUACCUGUCUCGGCAGUCCAGUCCCGAUACUGACGAGUCAGCGCCCGCGGCCGAGCUUAAAGAGAAAAAGCCAAAACUGGAAGACGUUCUACAGCCAUACAAUUUAAGCAUGAAAACAAACGGAAAUGCCCAUUCGCCAGUCACGGAUUUUGCUAAAGCGGACUUCGACGCCGGCAAACCCCUAAAUUUAAACGUCAAAACUGAAUGCUUCAAAUCGAGUACGGCGAUGAGCGAGAGGGAGAGAAAUAGAGCGGAACUGGCGCGCUUAAGUGUGGAAUUAGGGUUAAAUCGACCCGAGAUGUUCCUGCCAAAUAUGAAUAGCGGGGGCAGCUUGACGGAUCUAACGAGCAAUAUAGGUCUUUUAGCACAAUGGAAUAGUUUAAUUGCGCAGCAUCAGCAGAAAUCCAAAAGCAAUACUAAGGUAACGGCACCCGCCGAUACCAGCACAAGCAGCGUCGGUGCCUUCUCGGGGGUCGGCUCGACGCCACCCAAAGCCGAACCCGAAACCAAACCUAAACCUCCCAAACUGCCCAAAAUGGAAAACCCAACAAGCGUCGACGAGUCCGUGUGGUACUGGCUCAAAUCGCAACCUUCAAUGCUGGGGCUGAUGCAGAAUCAAAACGGAUUACCGGCAUCCAGCACGUCGACCACCCCAACCGUCACAAGCUCAACGGUGUAUAACGACACCAGGCCCUCGGACCAAAGCUCGUGGUUUUGGAAAUGGUAUAAGCAAUUCGCAAACUCCUACCCCGUUCAGCAGCACCUACCUGAAAAACCCAUUCUCUACCAGCAGUUAACCAAAGACAAAGACGGCUAUAACAGCGAAAACAUCACGGUGGACGACUACUCACUGAAAAGCAACACAAAAGUGCGGGCGGUGCUAGAUAAUUUGUUGUUUAAUAAUAAUAACAAUAAUAGUUUAGGUUUAUCAAAAAAGGAAGUGUUAACUCAGUCCGAAGCGCUGGAGCACGGUGAGAAGUUUCUUGAGUGGCUCGAGUGUUGUAGUGAACCCUCUGUUACCGCAGUGCAAAUUAUGCAAUUCCGAUACCUGUUAAGUAAUAUAAGGAACGGAUCCUAUAGGAAAAAUAGUAACUUACAAAAUAGAGCCAAAGUGAAACGUAAAUAAAAAGCUACAACCAAAUUGAUUAUACAUAAUUAAGUUGUCUAUGUAGUUUAUGUAAAAUUUUAUGUCGGGUAUAUUGUUCUAAAAAUGCGUAUUUUUAGAAUGUAACGAUAGGUUUAAGAUUUUGAUGAAGUUACCUAAGAAUAAUAUUGUAUUGAUACGUAGAUGUAUAUUUUUUUGUGAUUUUAGUUCGAGAACUCGUGUGCCAAAUAUUUCCAAACUGAAAAAUUGACAAUUCUAAUUUGCUCAAACCCAUUAAUAAGGAUUCCUAUGUAAUGAUCUCGCCGUUAAUUACCAAAGGGUUUUCUUUUGAAACUUUUAGAAAAUACGGUUUUCGUUUGUCGAUAAAGAAUGUACUUUUAGUUUUGCGAAACAUUCAUGUGCGUAUGAUCUCUGUAUACAGGGUGUUAAUAUUGUUGGAUACGUGUCUUUAGUUUUGCUUAUCCGCUCUGUAUACCUUUAAUUCGCCUACCUGAUGUAUUAUAUAAAUUUACAAUUAUAUAAAGUUAAUAUUUUUGUACGAAUUUUUCGAUUAAUAAAUUUUUCUUUUGAUUAAUUUUA